GAAGAAGAAGAGAGAAGAAACACAAAUAAAUACCCAGAAAAAUUAAGAAACGAUGUUUUACAAUAGAGGAUAUGGUGAUUAUGCUGAUGAUCGUGAAAUGGCUCCGAAGCGACAACGGUUGAUGGACCAGGGAUCUUCUUAUUAUGGAGCUUCACCAGGCUAUGGGACCUCAACUCCGUAUGGAGCCUCACCUGGUUCAAGUUAUAUGUAUAAUCCUUCUCCAUAUACAGGCUAUGUCAGCCAACUUCCUCCAUUUCCUGUCGUCCGACUUCGUGGUCUGCCCUUUGACUGUACUGAGGCUGAUGUUCAAGAGUUUCUUCGUGGUCUGGACCUAGUUGAUAUCCUUUUUGUUCAUAAAGGUGGCCGCUUCUCUGGAGAAGCAUAUUGUGUUCUAGGCUAUCCUAUGCAGGUGGAUUUUGCCCUCCAGAGAAAUAGGCAAAAUAUUGGUCGGAGAUAUGUAGAGGUUUUCCGAAGCAAGAGACAUGAAUAUUAUAAGGCCAUUACAAAUGAAGUUGCAGAUGCUAGUGGUGUUUCUCCACAUCGAGGUUCGAGAGCGAAGUCAUAUGAUGAAGGGAAGGAAUUGUUGGAGCAUACAGGAAUAUUGAGAUUAAGAGGUUUGCCCUUUUCUGCUAGAAGGGAGGACAUUAAGAAGUUCUUCAAAGAUUUUGUUCUUGCAGAUGAUGUCAUCCAUAUCACAUAUAAUUCUGCUGGUAGGCCAUCUGGGGAAGCUUUUGUAGAGUUUCCUGGUCCUGAAGAUUCUAGGGGUGCAAUGGUUAAAGACAAAAUGACUCUUGGGAGUCGAUACGUGGAGCUGUUUCCUGCAUCAAGAGAAGAUAUGGCUGAAGCAAUUGCUAAAGGAAGGGCAAAUUCUCAAGACGACCUAAAUGAGCCAGUGAAACAUACAGGAGUCUUGAAAAUGAGGGGAUUGCCUUUUUCAGCCACAAAGGAGGAUAUUAUAGAAUUCUUCGAUGGAUUUGUGUUGUCAGAAGAUUCAAUCCACAUUACAUCUAUGUGAGGGAGGCCAACUGGUGAAGCAUUUGUUGAGUUUGCCAGUGCUGAAGAUUCAGAGGCAGCAAUGGAAAAGGACAGAAAGACCCUUGGAAGCCGCUACAUUGAGCUCUUCGCGUCAUCACAGGAAGAUUUAAAUGAGGCACUCUCGAAGGGGCGGUGAUUUUAUGAUCAUUUUGCCGCUCGUUGUACUCCGGUUCAGUGUUAUAUCGUGUUCCUGAAUAUUUUAGGAUGCCUUCGGACACUAUAUAUAAAAUUUUCCAGAGCAGCAUAUCAAUAUCAUUAGUUAAUUGGUUGCUAUGGAUUGUGGUUUAGAACUAAUGAAGCAAGUUGUAGACUUGUAGUCCUAUUUCAUGUAUUGGUUCUCGUUGAACUUUGUUCUUUUUACUAGUUCUAUACUCUGUUCAAUAUCUUCUAUGCAGCUACAGAAUUAGACUAGUCUUAAUUAAGAAAGCCUUAUUUUUUUUCUCUUUAUGUUUCUUGGGCAAGUUUACCCCAAGGGAUAGUUUGCCUUGAGUAGAGAUGGCAAUUGGUCGGAUUUGAAUCGUAUCCUAUGAGAUUCAAAUCUGAAUUUUCAUACAUAGAUCUAGAUUCAACCCAAUUUUGUUGGAUUUGAAA
This is a messenger RNA of Beta vulgaris subsp. vulgaris (sugar beet), 1626 nucleotides long. RefSeq lists its product as uncharacterized. Gene Ontology annotation, molecular function: RNA binding. The record is from RefSeq and is a predicted model, not a curated record. Lineage: Eukaryota; Viridiplantae; Streptophyta; Magnoliopsida; Caryophyllales; Amaranthaceae. Gene Ontology annotation, cellular component: ribonucleoprotein complex.